Molecule: messenger RNA, 2108 nt
Organism: Erigeron canadensis
Lineage: Eukaryota; Viridiplantae; Streptophyta; Magnoliopsida; Asterales; Asteraceae
Product: ABC transporter G family member 5
Exons: 1
Coding region: 78-2039 (653 amino acids)
Biological process (GO): transmembrane transport
Cellular component (GO): membrane
Molecular function (GO): ABC-type transporter activity; ATP hydrolysis activity; ATP binding
Source: RefSeq, a predicted model, not a curated record
UUACAAGUACUCAUAAAACCACAAGCAAAUAUAUCAAUUACAAAAACACACACCACAAAAUAGAUUUGUCAAUCCAAAUGAAUAGAAAGGGUUGUGACAUUGAAGCAACAGGCAUCAAUUACACAAUCUAUACUCAAAAACCACAACCCCCUUUUAAGAUCUUCAACAAAGACCAACAAUUCAUUGAAUUACAACCUCAACAACAACAACAACAUCAUCAAGAACAACGACCCGUUUCCAAUAACGACCCGGAUCCAAGAGCACGUCGGGUUCUUCGUGAUGUAACAUGCCAUGCAAAGCCAUGGGAGGUCCUUGCCAUUGUGGGUCCAAGUGGUGCUGGGAAGUCAUCACUUCUUGAGAUACUUGCCGGCAAAAUCACCCCACAAACGGCAUCUAUUUAUGUUAACCGAAAACCGGUUGACAAAUCAAGAUUUAAAAGGAUUUCGGGCUAUGUAACUCAAAAGGAUACCUUGUUUCCACUUCUCACUGUUGAAGAAACCCUAGCUUUUACAGCUAAGCUCCGCCUGAACCUUCCCAAACCUGAGCUGAGUUCCAGGGUCAAGUCAUUGAUCCAGGAACUCGGUUUAACCCAUGUGGCAAAUGCACGGGUUGGGAAUGAUCAGGUUCGGGGGAUUUCAGGCGGAGAGAGACGUAGAGUCUCUAUUGGUGUUGCAGUUGUUCAUGACCCGGGAGUGGUGAUUCUGGAUGAACCCACUUCCGGGUUAGACAGCAACUGCGCUUUUCAAAUCAUAGAUAUGGUCAAGACAAUGGCUGAGACACGUGGCAAGACGGUGAUUCUUAGUAUUCACCAGCCAGGAUUUAGAAUUAUCAAGCUUUUUAACUCUAUAUUACUAUUAGCAAAUGGGACCGUUUUGCACCAAGGAAGUGUUGAUGAGCUUAGCUGCUCUUUACGCCUCAUUGGGCUUGUACCACCUCUCCAUGUUAACAUAGUUGAGUUUGCUAUAGAUUCAAUUGAUUCAAUACAACAACAAAAGAAGCAAAAGACUACGAAUAAUCAUGAACAAGAAAUUAGUCCUUCAACUAACAAAAUCACUCAAGGUAAGUUCACUUUACAACAACUCUUUCAACAAUCAAAAGUAAUAGAUAUUGAUCAUGAUCAAGAAGAUAAUGAACAAGAACAUGAUUACGAACACAAACAACAAAUUCGAGAUGACUUUGUGAAUUCUAGAUUUUAUGAAACAGUAAUCUUGACUCAUCGAUUUUGGAAGAACAUUUUUCGGACAAAAGAGCUUUUUGCUUGUCGAACCCUUCAAAUGCUUAUAUCGGGUUUGGUUCUAGGCUCGAUUUUUUACAAUCUAGACAUGGACUUAAUCGGAGCCGAAGAAAGGGUUGGUUUAUUUGCCUUUAUAUUAACAUUUUUGUUAUCAACUACCGUGGAAGCUUUACCGGUUUUCUUGCAAGAAAGGGAAAUACUAAUGAAGGAAACUUCAUGUGGAAGUUAUCGAGUCUCAUCAUAUGCAAUAGCAAAUGGGCUAGUAUACUUACCAUUUUUGCUACUACUCGCUUUCUUAUUUGGCACACCUUUAUAUUGGUUAGUUGGGUUAAACUCUAGUUUAUUGGCAUUUUCGCGGUUUCUCCUCUUGAUUUGGUUAAUUCUCUACACUGCAAAUUCGGUAGUGGUGUGUUUUAGCACACUGGUACCGAAUUUCAUAGUAGGGAAUUCAGUGAUAUCGGGCGUAAUGGGUUCAUUUUUCUUAUUUUCGGGUUAUUUUGUGUCCAAGCAAGGCAUGCCAAAGUAUUGGAUAUUCAUGCAUUAUAUCUCAUUGUUCAAGUAUCCAUUUGAAGGGUUGUUGAUGAAUGAGUUCUCUAAUGAUGAAGGGAGAUGUUUAGAGUACUUGUUUGGAAAGUGUUUGGUGAGUGGUGAAGAUUUGUUAAAGGAACAAGGAGGAUAUGGGAAGGAAGGUAAGUGGAAAAAUAUUGUGAUUAUGGUGUGUUUUAUUUUGGUUUAUAGGUUUAUUGCAUAUGUGAUUCUUAGGGUUAGAUGUUCCCAAAAGGGACUUAAAGGUGCCCUUCUUUGAUUCUUGAACGUUUUUAGUCUUUUAUAUCUUGAAAAUUUGGAUGUCAUAUAUUGAGUUUGUGUUGGUUUA